UCCGCGCGCCCAGCAGCACACUGACUGCCCUGAGCGCCUCUGCGCCGCGCACGACACAGGGGGCGUGGCAACCCGAGGAGCCGGCGGAGGGCUCGGGCAGCCUGACGUCACGCCCCACCCCGAGGUAUUUACCUUCGAAAAGUGGUGGCGGCUGCAGGUACCGGAGUAGCGAACCGGACGGCAGGGGCUAGGUGUACCGGGGCUCACCGCCAAACCUAUCCAAGCCGAAGAUGCCCUAGCUCCUGUCCCCCUCCUCCCACACCCCACAGACGGAUCCAAAACUCUUCCCUCCUCACCAAACCCUUGCCCAUAGGAUUAGCCCUCUCCCACUUCUAUCCUCAACUUAAACCCUACCUUUGAGGGUUUGAGCCUCAAAUUUUGAGCCCCAAAUACCAUCUCCCUCCCGACUACUCAUCCUUAACCCUAUCACCCACUUUCAAGUCUGGACCCCAUUCUCACCCUGAAUUCCCAUCCUCCGCCCUGAAAACUCCUUCCUCACUCCUAACACUCAUCCAUAGAUUCCACCCUAAGUGACCCUCAAACCCACAAUCUCCCCCAUUUUAUGACCCAGCCCCAAACUCUCCCGAGUACCUCUCUCUCACCCUACAUCCCUCCCUCUGCUCAGUCUGGGCCCAGGCCUUGUUCCCCUGAAGACAUGGAGUUUGUGUCUGGAUACCGGGAUGAGUUCCUUGAUUUCGUUGCCCUCCUCUUUGGCUGGUUCCGCAAGUUCGUGGCGGAGCGCGGGGCCGUGAGAACCAGCCCGGAGGGUUGCUGGUGGCAGCUGGAGGCUCAGAUCAGAAGGCUGCCCCAGGACCGCGCCCUUUGGGUGCUCCACGUCUUGCCCAACCGUAGUGUGGGCAUCAGCCUGGGGCAAGGGGCAGAGCCAGGCCCUGCACCAGGCCUGGGGGCUGCCCGGCUCCUGGGAGACGAGCCCCCACUCCACCUGCGGGACCUAAGCCCCUAUGUCAGCUUUGUCAGCCUGGAGGAAGGGGGAGAGGAGGAGGGCGCAGGCACCGAGAAAGUAGAAACAGAGGCGGAUGGGAAGCCAGCCCCUACCAGCAGGGAGUCCCCACGGGAAGCAAACCCCCCAGGGGAGGCAGACGGGACCCAGCAGGAGGCAGCAGGUGGCGAGGUCGGCUGCCAAGAGGACAGAGCGGAGGACAAACCAGGGCCUGAGAGAAGAAAGGGACAGAGAAGUGAGGCGCCCCCCCUGCACCUUUCCUGCCUCCUACUGGUGACGGAUGAAUACGGCACCAUCUUGGGCAUUGACCUGCUGACGGAUGGAGGGCAGGGGAGUGCAGGCAGGGGCUCAGGGACACAGAACCUGGCUCCUCGGGCCUAUGCUCUCCUCUGCCACAGCAUGGCCUGUCCCAUGGGCUCUGGAGACCCCCGAAAGCCCCGAAAGCUUACUGUGGGAGACGCCCAGCUGCAUCGGGAGCUGGAGAAUCUGGUCCCAAGGCUGAAAGUGAAGCUAACCAAGACCCCGAUGCGGACAUGGGGUCCCCGGCCUGGCUUCACCUUUGCCUCCCUUCGGGCUCGAAACUGCCAUGUUUGUCACAGGCAUAGCUUUGAAGUGAAGCUAACCCCCUGCCCCCAGUGUGGCGCUGUCUUGUACUGCGGAGAGGCUUGUCUCCAGGCUGACUGGAAGCGAUGCCCAGAUGAUGUGAGCCAUCGAUUUUGGUGCCCAAGGCUUGCAGCCUUCAUGGAGCGGGCCGGAGAACUGGCAACUCUGCCUUUUACCUACACCACAGAGGUGACCAGUGAAACCUUUAACAAGGAGGCCUUCCUGGCCUCACGAGGCCUCACUCGUGGCUACUGGACCCAGCUCAGCAUGCUGAUUCCAGGCCCUGGCACCCUCGGGCACCCAAGGGGCAGCACACCAUCCCUCAGCGUUCUUCUCAAUGGAGAUCCCUACCAGCUUCUUCAGGGGGAUGGGCCUGCUCUGAUGCCUCCUGUGCCCCCAGAUCCACCCAGGGGCCUCUUUGGCUCGUGGCAGGAUUACUACACAUGGCGGGGCCUCAGCUUGGACUCCCCCAUGGCUGUGCUUCUCACCUACCCGCUGACUGUGUACUACGUCAUCACCCAUCUGGUGCCCCAGUCCUCUUAUCACCCAGUCCCUGAGCUCAACAUCCAGAACAAACAGUCACUGAAAAUCCACGUGAUGGAGGCUGGGAAGGAGUUUGACCUCAUCAUGGUGUUUUGGGAGCUCUUGGUCUUGCUCCCCCACGUGGCCCUGGAGCUGCAGUUUGUGGGUGACAGCCUGCCCCCUGAGAGUGACCAGCAGAAUUUUACCUUGCAGAGGGUGAGGGCUGAGGGGGGUGCCCUGCUCUUUAGUCCUAACCCUCCUGCUGUCCUCCCAGCUGGGCUCUGCCCUUCCGAUCCCUGCCUCCUCUCCCCUGUCUUACCUGAUGCAUCUCCCAGUACCAAAACUUCCACCGGCUUCUCCACCCCACUCCAAACUCCCCAGGAUGACCUCGAAGUAUCUGUCCGUCCUGGUUCCGGGGUAUCAGCACGGCUAAGCUCUGGGACUAAGGAGAAGGGGGGCCGCAGGGACCUGCAGAUCAAGGUGUCUGCUCGGCCCUACCACCUGCUCCAGGGGCCCAAGCCUGACUUGGUUAUCGGACACUUGGCUGAGCUCGCUGCCCCGGUUACAGGUGCGGGAUGGGACAAAAGGGACCUUCUCUCACCUCCUGCCCGGUCCCUCCUCCUUUUCUGGAAGUCUCUUCUUCCCCAUCAUCUGCUCUACAGACCUGGGGUGCGCCAGCGGGUCCUCCUGCCCCCCUCUGUGCCUGCCUCGUGCCUCUCCCCAUCCCGGUCCGCCUGGGUCCUCGGGAGGUACGUGGGGUUGGGAGCCUUUCUGAGAGUGUCUGAGGCCCCGCCCCCACCCCAGUCCCUCCGAGUGCCGGCCUUCUUCACCGAGAGCAGCGAGUACGGCUGUGUGAUGGACGACCAGACCAUGGCGGUGGCCACGGGAGGGGGCACCAGCCCUCCACAGCCCAACCCUUUCCGCUCCCCCUUUCGCCUCAGAGCGGCGGACAACUGUAUGCCCUGGUACUGCAACGCCUUCAUCUUCCACCUGGUCUACAAGCCUCCGCAAGGGAGCUGGGCCCGCCCGGUGCCAGGGCCCGCGCCUCCCGCCCCAACUCCUACCGCUCCUCCCGCCCCCGCCCGUAGGCGCCGAGGAGAAAAGAAACCUGGGCGGAGGGCCCGCCGGCGGAGGUGAGGGCGGAGAGGUAGAAGUCCACCCCCUCCCCUAACACGCCUCAGAAAGGAACACGAAACCGGCGAGGCCGAGGGGGGAGGCCAGUUGGCGGAACACGAAAGAACCAGCUCCAGCUGAGUCAGGCUGCUGGUCACUCAACAUCCAGCAGUUUAUGUCCAGUCCCACUGCAAAUGCCACCAUAUCUCGUGUUCCUUACAAAACAGACAUUCGAAACAUUACUCCCUGCUUAAAUCCCCUCAAUGAACUUUCCUCUACUUUUAAAAUCCCCGUGAGUGUGGGCCGGGCUUGAUGACUCUUAUCACAACGUAUAGAAAGGGAAAAAUAGUGGAGAAACCUGGCAGACACCACCUGCACCAAGUGACUAGUUUUACAAGAAAUGAGAAGUCAUGUUGACGUCAUGCUCCCUGACAUGAUGCAAUAAGGCCACAUCCCCUCUGUAGUAUUAUUCCCCCAAAUCCAUAACUUUAGACUAAUCAUGAGAACACACCAGACAAAACCAAUCUGUGGGACAGUCUACAAAACCCGACUGCUAUUCUUCAAAAGCAUCAAAGUCACGAAAAGCAAAGAAAGACCAAGAAACGGUGACAGAUUGGAAGAGACUUAAGGAGACAUGACAACUAAAUACGAUUCAGUAUCCUGGUUUGGACCCUGGAACAGAAAAAAAAAUUUAAUGGAAA
Molecule: messenger RNA, 3900 nt
Organism: Lagenorhynchus albirostris (white-beaked dolphin)
Lineage: Eukaryota; Metazoa; Chordata; Mammalia; Artiodactyla; Delphinidae
Gene: ZMYND15
Product: zinc finger MYND-type containing 15
Exons: 12
Coding region: 563-3223 (886 amino acids)
Biological process (GO): negative regulation of DNA-templated transcription; spermatid development
Molecular function (GO): histone deacetylase binding
Source: RefSeq, a predicted model, not a curated record